Messenger RNA from Thermochaetoides thermophila DSM 1495, 735 nucleotides. RefSeq lists its product as uncharacterized. Bases 1 to 735 code for a protein of 244 amino acids. The record is from RefSeq and is a predicted model, not a curated record. The transcript has 2 exons. Lineage: Eukaryota; Fungi; Ascomycota; Sordariomycetes; Sordariales; Chaetomiaceae.
AUGGCAUCUCUCAAACUUCUUACCACUACCAGUCUCCUAGCUCCCCUCAUCUCUGCUCUCCCAGCACCUUUUUGGCAGAGCAAUCCGGUUCCUAAGCGAGUAGCGCCAAUUCCCCCUUUCAGAGUAACAGAAUUUGCUGCAGGGGCGGUGGUACUCAGCAACAGGAACUACAUCCACUUCACCCUCACGCUCUCCCUUGCCGAGCCCCCCGUCUACUGCCACGCCCUUGGCACAGUGCACAACGAAGCGAUUGGAAGUGUCCCGCAAACAUGGUGUACCAAACGACCUCUGGCCGAACUCGUUGAAGACACUUUCCUCGAGCCGGAACUGGCGACAGGGGAAGAGAUUAAGACACUAUACGAUCAUGAGGAACCUCAAGUCUGGUUCACAUUGACCGUCCAGGAUGAGGAGGAGAAACAGCCGUUGCCGAUCGGGAAUGAUACCAUCCUUGAUGUGAACAAAACCUCACAUGGGGCACUUAAUCGGCAGGCUAGUACCCUUGGAGGAACUCGUGUUAGGGGGAAAGGAGGCCCGGGGAAGCUGGGGGGAGCUGAGCUGCGAAUUGUCAGGCAUCUGCACGCGGGGAACGGGACGACCGUAUGGGAUGAAGCGAUACAUUAUAUUGAUGGGAAGGAGACGCCUUGGGUUGGGGAAGGGUUGCUGGCUCAUCAGGUGUAUGCUGGGCCGGAGGAGUUUUGGGUUCGGGCUUGGAGGUUUGAGAGUGUUGAGGCAUGA